This is a messenger RNA of Penicillium soppii, 918 nucleotides long. RefSeq lists its product as uncharacterized. The record is from RefSeq and is a predicted model, not a curated record. Lineage: Eukaryota; Fungi; Ascomycota; Eurotiomycetes; Eurotiales; Aspergillaceae. The coding region runs from base 1 to 918 and encodes 305 amino acids. Gene Ontology annotation, biological process: transmembrane transport. Gene Ontology annotation, molecular function: transmembrane transporter activity. The transcript has 4 exons.
AUGGCUGCCGACUUCUGGGCGGGCUAUCUCAGCGGGGCCAUUGGGAUCAUCAUCGGCAAUCCUCUUGAUGUCAUCAAAGUUCGGCUGCAGGCGGGCGACUUGCAUGCAGAUGCAUCAUCGUCAAAUCUAAGCCGCUUUGAAAGAGCAAGCUCUCUUGUCCGAGGCGCUGCUGCUCCGAUCUUAGGAUAUGGAGCUCUGAACGCUAUUCUGUUUGUCGCUUACAACCGAUCAUUGAAAGCGCUGGACGGGUCUGUAACAGAUCCCACUAAUCCAGUGGGGGUCCCGCUGUACAAAAUCUGGCUUGCCGGAGCCGUGGGCGGACUGGCUAGCUGGACUAUCUCGUCCCCGACGGAGUUCAUUAAAUGUCGGGCACAGCUGGACCGGCGAGACGUCUCCUCGUGGGCGGUGGCCAAGGAGAUAAUCCGAACGCGCGGCUGGAGGGGGCUCUAUUAUGGUGGAGGGAUUACUAGCGCCAGAGACGCAAUUGGCUACGGUUUCUAUUUCUGGUCUUAUGAACUGUGCAAAAGAUUCAUGACUUCUGAUGAACAUGGCCAAUACCAGACCGCUAUAAGUAUUUUGCUGUGCGGUGGCAUUGCUGGCGUUGUCACCUGGGGCUCGGUAUUUCCUCUGGAUAUGAUCAAGACGAGAUUGCAGGCACAGACUAUUGCAUACCAUCCCCCGGCAACUGAGAGUCAAUCCUUGUUACAGCCGCGGCAGACACUGAACUCUUUCCAAAUUGCGAAAGAGACGUACCGUGUCGAGGGCCUCAAGGCAUUCUACCGAGGUCUUGGAGUCUGCAGUGUGAGAGCGUUCAUUGUGAAUGCCGUCCAGUGGGCCGCCUACGAAUGGUUGAUGAAGAGCUUCAAUCAAUCUUGGGGCGCACAAGUCAGGCUCCAAGAACCCGCGGUGGGUCUGUAA